This is a messenger RNA of Hylaeus volcanicus, 4578 nucleotides long. Its product is annotated as cilia- and flagella-associated protein 298. Gene Ontology annotation, biological process: regulation of sodium ion transport; regulation of cilium movement. Gene Ontology annotation, molecular function: sodium channel regulator activity. The record is from RefSeq and is a predicted model, not a curated record. Bases 1085 to 2161 code for a protein of 358 amino acids. NCBI's taxonomy places the organism in Eukaryota, Metazoa, Arthropoda, Insecta, Hymenoptera, Colletidae. The transcript has 6 exons.
CAUACAAAUAAUAAACGAAUAGAUCGAAACCCGUGAAAUUUUCUGGGCCACCGUAAUUGAACUGUCAAUGAUACCGCGUGGUAGCUUCCAGUCAGUCGAUUCAGCCGCGUUCCCGGAUCGAUGAUCGGGCCAGUUCUAAGAGGGUGGACCGUGGUGAAUGAACGACAAGCGCGUAUCCUUCUCGCGGAGAAGACACGGGAGAAACGAAAAAAAACGCGGAAGUGUCGUGGAUCGUCGGCGAAGCGAGGGCAAAACGGAAAGAGGGAGAAACGCGCGUUCGCGGGAGGACAAAGGGCAAGGAAACCAACGGGAGGUCGGGUAAACUACGAGGAAAGCGGGCGACGGGAUGAACCGAGGCCUACAACAGGGGACGCCCUGGACGGUGGUGUCGACGAUGUCGGCGUGAGCGUCGUUGGCGGCGGUCGAUGCCACCAGAUGCCACUGUGGCGCUGCCGUCGCUCGAAAAUAAGCUCGCCCAAAAGCUCCGCCGACUGCAGUAGCCCGGCAUCCGUCGGCGCCGCGGCCAGGACGAAAAUUUCCCGCGGUAGAUUACCACCGUGCGUAACACUCGCCCCGAUGGAGGCUUGAAUGGCACCUCGAGGCUGACCGCGACCACAGACAUCGACGUCGAGCGCCGUAACGUUUCAACGCCGAGGAAAGGAAAAAGAAAACAAAUAACAAAACCCGUCGAGGAUGUGACGUUUUUAGGGUAGGACUGAGAGAAAAUUCGAGCAGCUCGACGGAAAACGGCGGGUGUCGGUCGGGUUGGUUAACGAGAUCGCGAGACAAAUGUGCACGGUGGAUAGUGUGACAUAGUGCGGCGAAGUAGGCGACGAAGACCACGGGGCGGGAGGAGGAAAAGGGCCAGUGAGGAACGCGGGAAGAGGAGGAGGUGGGACAGGAUGCGGGGGCACAGGAAGAGGGCGCAGAGCCCCGACGAUUUCUCUUCUUCUUCAUAGGGGAUCGUUUCGUCUCAUCGACGUCCAACGUGACGACGGGCAGCAAGCACGCCGAGGACGACGACGACGAAGACGACGUCAACUGGGUGCAUCAUUGAAACGAGCACUGCCGUUUGUUCUCCGAGAUGGCGGACGAAAAGGAGAAGCAGACGUUCCUGCAGAAGCUGCUGUUCUACACGACCGCGUUCUUCAUCCUCCUCAGCACCUUCAGCCUCUUUGCCUUCCUCUUCUUGGUCCCCUUCGUCAUCGACCCCGCCUUCACCACCAUCUUCAUGCAGUUCGACACUCGGCCAGCCGAGUGUAUCACCAUCGACGUUGAGUCCAGGAGAGGUACGAGCAACUGUUCAUGGACGUCCUGUAGAGAGGGUUGCACCAAGGAGCUGUACGAUUGCACGCAAAUACGCGUCAAUUACAAGCUACCGGUUAACGCGUCCGAGGAUAUCGAUGGACAGGGCGAGGGAGGCGGGGCGGUAGGAGGUGUCGAGGAUGACGAAGACAGCACGACGAUGGGCAAACCGCGUUACGAGCGCUCCCUAAGGGAGUACGAUUACGACGAAGAUCUAGACGAGGACUUCGCCGAGGACGAUGAAACUGGACUGCCGAAACCCUUCCCUACAGGUCUCAUGGGCAACGACUCCGAGUGGUACUUCACCGGGGCGAAGCUGUUCCCCAACGUAAAAGGCUGUGGAUACCCUCCAAUGCUGAAUUGCAGUAUUUUCUACCGGCAGUACGCCAACAUAGGGCAGAACUUUAGCUGUUACUACUCGAAAGUGGACCCCGGGAUAGUCAUCAGCGACCUCGACAUGUGGCAGGUGUACAUGAAUCUGGUGUACGCGAUGGCGAUUCCGAUACCGUCUUUCAUAAUCUCGGUGAUAUACCUCACCAUCGCCUACUUCAAGAUCUACAACGAAGAGGAGGAGGUCCUCGUGGGCGGCGAGGAGGGCGAGGACGGCGGGGAGGGAGAAGGAAGUAACGCGACACCCUUACCACUGACGAGCGGAGCCCUUACGCCCGGUAGCGAGGCUUUCAGAGAAGACCUAGCGAAUCCAAGCUUCGGGCAUCAGCUGAAAGUCGCCAUGGUCGACGACGUCAGCAGAGAAAGCUUGGACGGGAUUCCCAACUCGUACUCCAUUCAGGGAAACUUGAGCAAGACGAUGACGACGAGUAUCUCAACUCCCCCUGGGCCGACGGCGGCAGUCUGAAGCGGCACUUUCAAGGUCUGAACAACAUCUCCUGGAAGCCGCACUAAGUGACCCAAAGAACGCGGGACAAGGCGGAGAGAGCGAGAGAUUCUACAGUAGCUUAUUAAAACGUUACCGACCGCGGACAGCCGAUAUCCUCUCACCGACUAACAAGGAUGAAACCGAUAACUGCUAAACACGAGAACUGGCUUCGGGUACGUUCACCCGAGUGAACCAGAGGGGUCGACGGGACGCGGGACGUUCCCCAGGACGGGAACCAGCGUCGUUUCCGCGUCCAAGUUCACUCGCGUCCUCUCCUCGAACGAACAGAGAAGUGAUCCAGAGUGUGUCGUUCAACGAGUAGUGUUUUUAGUAAGCCGCACGCUAUCGCAUAACUGUCCCCGUACGCGCUAAUUAUUAUCCAUAGAGACAAACGAUAUUUUGUGACAGACUUUUUUCUACUCGAUAACCGCCCGUGUCGCGACCGUCUCUGAGGGGUGGCCCCGAAGAGGACCACCCACCGAUCAAUCCGUCGAGGGCUCGUCCAUCCUGGGCCGAUCGUCCUCUGGCAUUAGCUAGGCGAUCGGCUCGAUUGGCGAGAAUCCAGCGAGGAAAAUAUUAUAUUUGGAUUCGUUGCCGAUACCGCGGCGCCCUCGGGGUCUCUCGUCGUCCUCCCCUGAAGGACACUUCCGAAACGUCCGAGUGGAAUUUCAGAAUAGAUUCGAGGCUACUCGACGUCUCGAGAUAAGUCGACUGGAGACAGCAUUGGAAGCGUUCUCCUACUGGAAUCACCGAUGGUGCUUGGGCUUGUUGAGUCGGGUUGCCACGGGACAUUUAUAACGAGAGUUGGAUUUGGAGCAGACCAGGCUGAGCAUUGGAUGAUCCGAGGAUUAAUCGAUGGUGGACAUCCCGCCGAGGAGACUUGGAUUCAUAACAAUGGUCGACCUUGGUUGAUGCAUGGAGGAAAGAAUUGAACAUUUUUCUUCUGAAUUGUCAAGAUUGAUUAAAGAAUUGAGUGUAAGGAAUAUUUAUAAUGAAAGAUCGAAAAGAUUGGAGUAGUCGAGGCUGAGCAUUGGGUGAUCCAAAGAGGUUUAAUCACUGAAUCCAUCCAAUAGAUGAAAGAAAUGAAAAAAGUUAGCGAGUUGGAACUUAGAUUUCUAAAUAGUCGAGUCGCUUGGGUCAUACAUGAAGCAAAGUUACGUGUUUUAAACUACCAACACAGAUACUUGGCUGUUGAAUUGAUGUCUUGGAGCCAUUUACCAGUGGUUUUCGAACAAACUGAACCAAUUCUGAUCAUUGGUUGCUUUAAGAAGGAUCAAUUCUGACUUAACCAUUGGAGAUUUGAAUCUGUAAAUGAUCAAUACUCGAAUGUAUCGGUCGUCACGGCAAAGGAUUUCUUUCUGAAUGAACAAUGCUCCUUGGGUGUUAAAUGAAAACUCCAAAGAAGGUGUAUAACAAACUUCGGAAAUGUAAACAGAACCACUCAACUCUGAUCAUCCCAAUAAAUCAUCGCUGCACCCAUUCAACAGAUGAACAAAAUGGAGAACCUGUCUAAUUGACACUGAAUUCCUCUUGGUCAUCCUAUAAACCAAAAUAAACAGAUUUCCACCCGAACGAUCAAUGGCUAUCAAAUCAAGUCCCCAAAGAAAGCGUAUAACGAAAUUCUGAAACAGAAGCACCCAUUCAACAAAUGAACCUUCGAAUUGAAACUUGAACCAACCUAGAAGAUCAAUGCCCUCCGGAGGAGCCACCAGCAAUCGAGAUAUUCCGAAGAGUCCCUCUGUGGCGCCGAGUCCAGGUUACUGUCAAGCACAGCGUUUCCUCCGUGCGUAUUUCUGCAACGACUCUCACCUAAACUCUGCCACGCGAAACUCGAGACAGGAGUUCGAGUUGUCUCGCACCUGUGCGUCGAGAGGAAUGCACACACGUACCAGCCACUUUUCGCUGUCUUGCUCCUCCCCGUCGCGAUAGACGUCGCGCGAACGCAUUCCUGCCGAUUCCGUGAGCACGUACACACGCACACACACAGACACACGCGCGCGCCUUGGGAAACACCGAUUCUUUCAACGACGACGCGUAACAGACUCUGGUUCACUCGUCGAAGCCGAAGAACGAAGAGAAGUCGAGGAUCGAGGAGAAUGUCGAGUAUCGAAGAGGAAGGAGAACUCGCGGACGCAAAACGGUCGCGUAACCCGCGUGGACUAAAUAGCUUGAACGAGUAAAUACGCUAAUUUAAGAGUACCGUUACCAAUUAACAAGUAUUAAUAAGUUAAUCCGCUUGCUGUGUGAUCAUGACGCAUCCGAGAUACGCCACUCUCCACGUGCAUCGUAGACGAGUCGAACACUGCAUCAAAAAACACCGAGACACACGUUUCCACACGACACACUAUUGCCGCGACACACACACACACACACACACACACACACACACACACACA